AUGGCUUUAGAACAAUCAUUGGCCCAAUUAUCGUUGGCUACUGUUGCGUCACCAGAAAAUGACAAGGCUUUACCCACCAAAUCUUUGAUUUUCAAACCAAAGACUGCCAAAACAGCUACCCCAAUUCCCCUCUUUGUUUUUGCAUUACAAGAUACCACCACUCCAUCAAAUUUGAUUGCCAAAUCCGCAGGUGUAAAAGAACCAAGAUUGGCCAAGGAUGAUUUAGUAGAAGAAUUUUUCAAAACCACCACAAAAGAAGUUUCCAUUGCCAAUUUAUCCAAAGAAUUAGCCGGUAAAAUUAAAAUUAUCAUUGACGAUAAUGUUUUGAAAGCUGCCAAGAAUGAAGAAUUGUUGAAAUUAUCUACUCAAAGUUCCGCAGCUGUGUUACCUGCUAAAACUGUGGUUGAAUUUUUACAAUCUACUGGUAUUGAGAUUAUUGAAGUUGAUUUUUCAGCUGAACCAACUCAAACUCCAGUAACACCAGCAUCUGCUGCUGCUGCUACCUCUAAAAAGGAAAAGAAAGAUGAUGCCAAAUUAGAAGAUGCUAAAUUGAUUGGUAUCACUGUUGAUAAAGAAAAAGAUUUUUCUUCAUGGUACACCCAAGUUGUCACCAAAGGUGAAAUGCUUGAUUAUUACGAUGUUUCUGGUUGUUACAUCCUUAGACCAAAUUCAUAUUUUGUUUGGGAAACCAUUCAAGAUUGGUUUAAUGCCAGAAUUAAGAAGAUGGGUGUACAAAACACUUAUUUCCCAAUGUUUGUUUCUCAGAGAGUUUUGGAAAAGGAAAAGGACCAUAUUGAAGGGUUUGCUCCUGAAGUUGCUUGGGUCACUAGAGCUGGUAAUUCGGAAUUAGAUGAACAUAUUGCUAUUAGACCAACUUCUGAAACUGUCAUGUACCCAUACUAUGCCAAAUGGAUUAGAUCCCAUCGUGAUUUACCAUUGAAAUUGAACCAAUGGAAUUCAGUUGUUCGUUGGGAAUUUAAACAUCCACAACCAUUUUUAAGAACCAGAGAGUUCUUGUGGCAAGAAGGUCAUACUGCUCAUUUGACCAAAGAUGCCGCUGCUGAAGAAGUUUUGCAAAUCUUAGACUACUAUGCUGGUGUUUAUGAAGAAUUAUUAGCUGUUCCAGUUGUUAAAGGUAAAAAAACCGAAAAUGAAAAAUUUGCUGGUGGUGAUUACACCACCACUGUUGAAGGUUUUGUUGCUGCUACUGGUAGAGGUAUUCAAGGUGGUACAUCUCAUCAUUUGGGUACUAAUUUCUCGAAAAUGUUCAAUAUUUCUGUGGAAAACCCUGAAGGUUCAGAAAAACCUAGAAUUUUUGCUUACCAAAACUCUUGGGGGUUGUCAACUAGAGUUAUUGGUGUUAUGAUCAUGACCCAUUCUGAUAACAAAGGUUUAGUCUUACCACCAAGAAUCGCACAAUACCAAGCUGUUGUUAUCCCAGUUGGUCUCACAUCCAAAUCCACUGAUGCUCAAAGAAAAGAAAUCAACGAAGGUGCAGAAAAGAUUGAACAAUCUUUAAGAGCCAAUGGCAUAAGGGUUACUGGUGAUUACAGAGAAAUUUAUAACCCAGGUUGGAAAUUUGCUGAUUGGGAAUUGAAAGGGGUCCCAUUACGUUUUGAAUUUGGUCCUAAAGAUUUGGCUGGUAAUCAAGUUACCAUUGUUAGAAGAAAUGAUGGGAAAAAAUACACUGUUAAAUUAGACGAAUUAGACACACAAGUUCCAAAAUUGUUGGAUCAAAUGCAUGAUGAUUUAUUGGCUAAAGCUAAACAAGAAUUUGAUGAGCAUCGUGUUAAAGUUGAUGAAUGGAAAGAUUUUGUUCCAACUUUGAACAAAAAGAAUGUUAUUUUGGCUCCAUGGUGUGGUGAUGCCGAUUGUGAAGAUGACAUUAAGGAUUCUUCCGCUAAGAAGGAUGAUGGUGAAGAAGAAGAAGUUGAUGAAAAGGCUCCAUCAAUGGGUGCUAAAUCAUUGUGUAUUCCAUUUGAACAACCAGAAUUGAAAGAAGGUCAAAAAUGUGUUAAAUGUGAUAGAAAAGCCGUUACCUACUGUAUGUUUGGUAGAUCUUAUUAG
Messenger RNA from Candida dubliniensis CD36, 2067 nucleotides. Its product is annotated as proline--tRNA ligase. Gene Ontology annotation, biological process: prolyl-tRNA aminoacylation. Bases 1 to 2067 code for a protein of 688 amino acids. The transcript has a single exon. The record is from RefSeq and is a predicted model, not a curated record. Lineage: Eukaryota; Fungi; Ascomycota; Pichiomycetes; Serinales; Debaryomycetaceae. Gene Ontology annotation, cellular component: cytoplasm; aminoacyl-tRNA synthetase multienzyme complex. Gene Ontology annotation, molecular function: proline-tRNA ligase activity; ATP binding; aminoacyl-tRNA deacylase activity.